Molecule: messenger RNA, 1872 nt
Organism: Trichosurus vulpecula (common brushtail)
Lineage: Eukaryota; Metazoa; Chordata; Mammalia; Diprotodontia; Phalangeridae
Gene: C1QA
Product: complement C1q A chain
Exons: 3
Coding region: 100-837 (245 amino acids)
Molecular function (GO): protein binding
Source: RefSeq, a predicted model, not a curated record
AGGCCCCAGAGGCUCCCCUUUCUUGAGGGUGUAGACAGCUACAGCCAGGCGGUCAGUGGAAGUGCCUCACCUAAGCCCAGGACUCCACAGGCAGGUAGCAUGGCCUCGUGGUCCUGGCUGGCAGCCUGCAUGCUGGCCCUGUGCCUGGGUUCCACCUUGCCACAGAAUGUGUGCAGAGCUCCUGAUGGGAAGCCAGGGCAGCCUGGAGCCCCAGGUCUGAAUGGACGCCCAGGACUUAAGGGGGAUCGUGGUGAACAAGGGGCACCAGGAGUGAGGACAGGAGUCCGGGGUCUCAAGGGGGAUGAGGGUGAACCUGGCCCCCCUGGAAAGCCAGGGAAUAGAGGUUUUGGAGGUCCGCCUGGCCCCCAAGGACCCCCGGGAAGACCUGGAGAGAGUGGCCCCAAGGGAGAGGAGGGAAGAAUUCAAAACCAGGUCAAGCCGGCCUUCUCUGCAGUCCGGAAGUACCCACGACAGGAUCGGAAUGUGGUCAUAUUCGACAGCAUCAUCACCAACCAGGAAGGCCGCUAUCACAGCAACACGGGCAAGUUUAUCUGUAAUUUCCCAGGCUACUAUUACUUUACCUUCCAGGUGGUGUCCACUGGGGACCUUUGCCUCUUUAUUGUGACCUCCAAGGGAGGCCAGAGAAGUCGCUCCUUGGGCUUCUGCGACAACAACAGUAAGGGAAUUUAUCAGGUCAACUCUGGUGGCACCGUGCUGAAACUGGCAGAGAGUGACGAGGUGUGGAUUGAAACGGACCCUUCCCGGGGCAACAAGAUCUACAAUGGUCAAGAUAUCGAUAGUAUCUUCAGUGGCUUCCUACUUUUCCCCUCCAACUAAAUUUGUGACCCUAGGGUAGAGAAACUAGGAAUGUCCAGCAAAGACCCAAAUUUCAGCUUGUGCCUUUCUAACCCUUUCCAUCCAUACAGGAUCAUAUCUCUGGAGCUCGGGGCGGGGUGGGGGCACACCUCAGGGGUCACCAUGUCCAAUGCCUUGAUUUUACAGAUGAGGGAACAGAUAAGGCAUCAGAGAGGGACAGUGACAUAGCCAGGGUUACAAGUAAACGUCUAAAGCAGGAGGCUUACCCAGUGCUACCUCACGAUGCCAGUCUGCCUGCCUCUUGGGCAAGUCAUUUCAAAACAACAGCAUCUUUUUUAGUACCUUAAGAACUUUCCAAAGCAUCAUCUUCACAAACACCCUGGAAGGGAAGCAAGGCGAAGGGUCAUUAUCCUCAUUUGUCAGAUGGGGAAACUGAGACUAGGAGCUGGAAGACAGCUUGCCCACAUGGCCAGUGUCAGAACUGGUGUUUGCACUGUCCCACAUGACCUCUACACAUAACUACACUUUUCUUGCCCUCUCUGUAAAAUGUGAGAAGGAUCCUUUGACUGCUCGAAGGCAGGAGGGGAGAUAGACCAGGUGAUUGGUCUCUUGAGGUCCUUUCCAUCUCCGGGAUCCAGAAUGCUCUGUCUCCCUGUCCUUGAGCCCCCAAUGCCAUAGUAGCUUCCUUCUGUCCCAACCCUGAGGCCAACAAAGCAGCAUCUGCCAGAGCAAGAAGAUGAGCACUUCAUGAAAAAAGCCACCAUCUUUGCCUAAGCCCAUCUGCCCCUCUGCUUGGCUCUCCCACUUCUGAAGAAACCCCUCUCCAGGACUUCAGCAUCCUGUGCUGAUGGCUGUCUCCCCUCUUCUAUCCAGUCUCACUCAUGGCUUGGACUUUGCCUCUCUCCUCUUCAGCCCUGGGCCCACUGGUCCAGGUGGGUCACCUCUGCCCGUUCCUAGACCCCCAGUGCUAAGGGGACAGUGACCCUCCUGUACCCUUGGCACAGCAUGUAACCACCUGAACCAAAGUUUUAAUGAAUAAACAAAGUGAUUCAGUUC